Symbiodinium sp. CCMP2592 is the source of this 354-nucleotide messenger RNA. The record is from the annotation of a GenBank genome assembly. NCBI's taxonomy places the organism in Eukaryota, Dinophyceae, Suessiales, Symbiodiniaceae.
AUGCGCUUUGGUCCGCAGGAAAUUCAACAGCCAGGUUGCUGCUUGGUGUGCAUAAACGGAGAAGGUGCAGAGUUCGAGUUAGCCGCCAAUCUUGCAGCAACGGGGCUGCAACAACUGGGUGACGGCGCAAAACUGAAUUCUGUUCCGGUUUUUGCGAUAUGGACCCCUUAUAGAAAUGUCUACGCAUCGAUCUUGGAUCUGCGUAACAACAUCGACGAGCUGAAGAAUGACACUGCAAAGAUCGAUGCCAAGAUCGACGAGACAAAUGCCAAGACAAAUGCCAAGAUCGACGAGCUCAAGACAGAAAUUCAAACCAUGCAGCAAGCAAUCCUUGCUGCUAUCAGUAAAGGAUAG